AUGGUUGCCAUUCUCGCCGUCGUUGUACCUAUCUUAGGUUGCCUCCUCACCGGUGUCUUUGGUGUCCCACAGCCAAUGAAUGCGAAGGAAUUCAAGGAACAAGGUGUCUGGGGCCCAACAGCAGUGUGGUAUUGGCGUUGUUUGUCACCAUUUAUCGUCGAGGCUUCCUUGGAUCUUGAAAACUGGAGGCCAUCGAGCGUUUGCCUUGAGGGAACUUGUUGCUCAAUACUUGCGAGUGGCCCGACGUGUACCAAGGAUGCGUGCAAGCUCGUACCGAAAGAGCCCGGAAUCGAUCAAGAGAGCACAACCAAAUUCCGCAUCUCGACUGCUACCCAUCUCAAUUAUACUGCGAUAAUGAGUGGUGGAAAGACACCAAACAAGGGAGCUGCGAUCAAGUCUCUAUCAGCAACCAAGAAAGGGAACAAGUCUGCGAAACCGAAAUUUGAUUUCGGCGAGAUAGAUUCCGACUUUGACGACGCGUAUUCAAGCCAAAAAGAAGGAGACGAGAACAAGGAACCCACGACCGAUUCUCGGUGUCAGUCCGUAGAUAGAUACAAAGAGAAGCUUCAUCCCGAGGGCCAAGACAUCUGGCUACCCGCUUACAAGUACCCACCGGACUACCGCAUGAGAGGAUCAAGAAGCCCUACUCCGCGAGUUGAUGGAGAGGACCCUGCAGCUGAUGCACUUUUCGAGGGUGCGAGAGAGAGACAAGAGAGAAAAGUGUUAAGAGAUGUGAAUGCGCAUGUGUCUGCGCUGUCCGCCAAUCUUAAAAAUGCUCUCGCUAAGACAAAUUCGACACUAGAGCGCCUUGCAGCAAAGCGAACGGAGAGGAAAGAGGGUGAAGAAGACACCACCGAUGCCCCAUCUGAAAGCGCAGGAAGUCGCAAAUAA
Molecule: messenger RNA, 891 nt
Organism: Diaporthe amygdali
Lineage: Eukaryota; Fungi; Ascomycota; Sordariomycetes; Diaporthales; Diaporthaceae
Exons: 2
Coding region: 1-891 (296 amino acids)
Source: RefSeq, a predicted model, not a curated record